This is a messenger RNA of Cercopithifilaria johnstoni, 219 nucleotides long. NCBI's taxonomy places the organism in Eukaryota, Metazoa, Nematoda, Chromadorea, Rhabditida, Onchocercidae. The record is from the annotation of a GenBank genome assembly.
AUGACCAAUGGUGGAUCCACGAUGCGGUAUGCCCAAAGCAUCAGCAAAAUGAAAUCAUUUGGUAAAUGUGAAAUGGGUCGAUGCGGUCGAUUGAUCGCAAUUACCUCACAAUUCCCCUCGCGUUCUCUCCUCGCCGUUGCAGGUAUUGGUGAUAACGCUCGUAUCGAUGCUUUCAUCCUCGUUGGUUGUAUCAUUUACAUGGAAAUAAUCUUCACCUGA